Messenger RNA from Herpailurus yagouaroundi (jaguarundi), 2266 nucleotides. RefSeq names its product EP300 interacting inhibitor of differentiation 3 (gene EID3). Lineage: Eukaryota; Metazoa; Chordata; Mammalia; Carnivora; Felidae. Gene Ontology annotation, cellular component: nucleus; Smc5-Smc6 complex. The record is from RefSeq and is a predicted model, not a curated record. The transcript has a single exon. Gene Ontology annotation, biological process: DNA repair. The coding region runs from base 826 to 1983 and encodes 385 amino acids.
UAGCUUUGCUUACCUUUUAGGGUUCAGAUUUACUCUCCAUUCAGUCUGUGGUCUUUAGCUUUUGGCAAACUUUCAAAGAAACCUCUCUUUUGCAGAGACUGCACCCACUUUAUUCUUCCACCCUUGGGUGGUGGAGAACCAAAGGUCACUUGAGUAAUGCCUGACCUGCCACCACUUUAGCUCAUGCACUAGCCGACACUCUCUUGCCUCUUGCCUCGCAACUGCCUCUGCCCUAGUUUGGAGGGGGGUCUGGCUUUUGAGGGCCCGUGAAGGUAAUUAAUGCAAACAGCCACUUUGCAAGUGAACUCUGAGAGUUCGGCCUAUUUGUAGUGGAGGUUCAGCAACUCACAAUGCUUGGCUUUAUGGGCAGUUUACAACGCAGCCAGAUUCAGUUCUCAAAAAACCAAAACCCCAAGGACGCUGCCUUUUAAUCAGAGAAGAACGAAAAACAUAGGCUGACCUAACUGCAAGGUGACGGCAAAUGUUUUAAAGUGCAGGAGCUUUGACCCUCCCCUCCCCCAUUUUGCUAUGAUUGUCUAGGUAUUUCUUUGAAAGCCAGAGGACACUGUCAGUAAUUGCUAAAAUAAUAGCUAUCUGUUGAGCGGGUAUUAUCGUAGUGUGGACAGGGGCCCCAUUAUUGCGCACGUUCUGUGCUGUGCGGCAGGGAGCCGGUUGCUAACUCGGGUGCGUCUGGGCUCCGCGGGCCUGGGCCGCCGGGAACCGGAGCCACCUGGGGGCGGGGCCUCGGGACCCCGCCAGUGCGCAUGGGCGACGUCUGCUCCUACAGACCCCCUUCAAUUUCCGCCACGGUCGGAAACGUAGCGAAUGCAGUUAGCUGAGUGUCAGCUGAGCGCGCCGGUCGCCGGAAUGUCUGAUGAAAAAGGCUCCUUGAGGGGAGGCGUGGAGAAAGGAGAGGAGCCAGCGGGGACCAUCGCUGGUAGUGCGUUCUCUGUGAAGCGGGUGGAGGACGAGGAAGAACCGAUGAAGGUGGAAGUGGCGGUGGGGGCUGAUGACUGCCCUGACGACCUCAGCUGCCGGGAGGCCGACAUAGACCCAUACCUCCUAGGGCUUGCGGAUGACGAGGAGAAAUGCCGGAAAAUCCGCAGGCAGUACCGACAGCUCAUCUAUAGUGUCCAUCAGAACCGUGAUGACAUAGUGAACACGGCGAGCGACACGUUAACCGAGGCCCUUGAAGAAGCCAAUGUCCUGUUUGAUGGAGUGAGCCGAACCAGAGAAGCAGCACUCGAUGCCCAGUUUCUUGUUUUGGCUUCUGAUUUGGGUAAAGAGAAAGCAAAGCAACUGAACUGUGAUAUGAGCUUUUUUAAUCAAGUAGCGUUUUGUGACUUUCUGUUUAUAUUUGUGGGCCUGAACUGGAUGGAAGAUGAUGAACGUGAUGAAUUGAGUGGCUGUGAUGAUAAUAUAGCUCUUUCCUUCUGGGAGACAGUACAGAAGGAAGCAACAUCCUGGAUAGUGCAAGCUGAAACAUUCCACUUUAUUUUUGGUUCAUUCAAGUCUAAGCCUUCUGCACCAAAGCCCCGACUUGAACACCAGAAGAAAGCUCACAAAAUGGAAGAAAAUGGGGCUAUGCCUACAAAGCUGAGGAAGUUGGACCUGAGUAAUAAUCAAGAAGCAACAGAAAAAGAAGUAGAAAGAAUCUUGGGAUUGUUGCAAACUUACUUUCGAAAGUAUCCUGAUACUCCCGUGUCCUAUUUUGAGUUUGUGAUUGAUCCAAACUCUUUUUCUCGUACUGUGGAGAAUAUCUUUUAUGUUUCUUUCAUUAUAAGGGAUGGUUUUGCAAGAAUAAGGCUUGACCAAGACAGGCUGCCAAUAUUAGAGCCGAUUAAUAUUAACCAAGUGGGUGAGGGAAAUGAUCCCAGUUCUUAUGGUAGGAGACAAGGAGUUAUAUCUUUAAGUUUACAGGACUGGAAAAAUAUUGUGGCAACUUUUGAGAUUUCAGAGGCUAUGAUCACAAACUCAUACUAGGGACUUUUGUUCUUAGUAUAGGAUGUAUUUUGUGGCUUUUCCAAAGUAUCUCAAAAUUGAGAGUAAGAUCCAAGCAGAAGCACAUAGUGUAUUUCAUGUAAAGUGAAAAAGUAUUUUCAAAACAUCAGAAAUUGUUUUACUGUGCAAUGUAUUUUUUUUUUUGGUAGUUUAUGAAGUUGUCAUGAUCUGUUAUUAAAAAACAUUCAUUGGCAUGUUCACGGAAAGAUUUUUUUUGAAUGCCCAUUAAGACUUUACCAAUAAAAGCCAGUUCUGAAUUUCCUAA